Messenger RNA from Octodon degus (degu), 638 nucleotides. RefSeq names its product nuclear autoantigen Sp-100-like. Bases 61 to 561 code for a protein of 166 amino acids. Gene Ontology annotation, biological process: regulation of transcription by RNA polymerase II. Gene Ontology annotation, molecular function: DNA-binding transcription factor activity, RNA polymerase II-specific. NCBI's taxonomy places the organism in Eukaryota, Metazoa, Chordata, Mammalia, Rodentia, Octodontidae. The record is from RefSeq and is a predicted model, not a curated record. The transcript has 5 exons. Gene Ontology annotation, cellular component: nucleus.
GAAGUCGUUUGGGUCCAUUUGAUACACUACGGCUCAGAGGGCCACGGCUGUGAUGGGAGGAUGUUUGCAGUGGACCAGAAAGAGGACACUUUUCAUGAGAUAUUUUUCAAACACUUCAGAGAAAAUAAGGUGGAGAUAGCAAGUGCAAUAACAAAGCCAUUUCCUUUCCUAGAAAGCCUUAGAGACCACUCCUUUAUCACCGACAAAAUUUAUACUGAUUCUCAAGAAGCCUGUAACAACAUGGUCCCUGUAGAAAGAGUGGUGUACCAUGUUCUCUGUCACCUGGAGAAGUCCUUGGAUUGGUCCUGUAUACAAGCCUUGUUCAGCAGAAUUCACCUGAAAGAGUAUCCUGGCUUAAUUCAGAUCCAAAGAAGCUUUGAAAAUGUGCUCCAAGAAAAAUAUAUUUCCCAGAAAACCAAUAGAGAAGAGAAGCAAAAGACACUCCACACUCAGCAAAGCUGUGAGAAAGAAACUGAUGAGACCUCUGCUUCACAAAGCCUCACGUUGUCCCAGGCAGAGCCCUCGGCUUCUGAUGGUCUGUUCCUGUUGACGCAUGUGUGAUCUUUGCUGUCUUAUCCCAUCCAGGAAUAUGCUAUUGUAUACCUUUAUAUUUUUAAUUUUAAAACAAAUAAAAUGCU